Lutra lutra (Eurasian river otter) is the source of this 2312-nucleotide messenger RNA. RefSeq names its product RAD18 E3 ubiquitin protein ligase (gene RAD18). Gene Ontology annotation, biological process: protein monoubiquitination; DNA damage tolerance. The record is from RefSeq and is a predicted model, not a curated record. The transcript has 13 exons. Bases 89 to 1594 code for a protein of 501 amino acids. Gene Ontology annotation, cellular component: Rad6-Rad18 complex; nucleus. Gene Ontology annotation, molecular function: ubiquitin protein ligase activity; single-stranded DNA binding. NCBI's taxonomy places the organism in Eukaryota, Metazoa, Chordata, Mammalia, Carnivora, Mustelidae.
AACGCCGUAGCGCGGGGAAUUUCGAGUAGCGGUGGAGCGCCGGAGGCCAGUGGGUGCGGGACCCCACUCACCCUACCUAGGGCAGACCAUGGACUCCUUAGUCGAGCCUCGGUGGCCUCCAAGUCUGGCAGUCAUGAAGACAAUAGAUGAUUUGCUGCGGUGUGGAAUUUGCUUUGAAUAUUUCAACAUUGCAAUGAUGAUUCCUCAGUGUUCACAUAACUACUGUUCUCUUUGUAUAAGAAAAUUCCUGUCCUAUAAAACACAAUGUCCAACUUGUUGUGUGACAGUCACAGAGCCGGACCUAAAAAAUAACCGCAUAUUAGAUGAACUGGUAAAAAGCUUGAAUUUUGCACGGAAUCAUCUUUUGCAGUUUGCCUUGGAGUCACCACCCAUAUCUCCUGCUUCCUCCUCUUCAAAGAACCUUGCUGCCAAAGCACACACUCCUGUAGCCUUCAGACAUUCUUUAAAGCAAGGAAGCAGGUUAAUGGAAAAUUUCUUGAUCAGAGAAACUGGUGGUUCUACAUCAGAGUUGUUGAUAAAAGAGAAUGAGAUUAAAUUCAUCCCUCAGAAAGAGGUGAGCACUUCUUCAAAGACCAAGGAGACACCUUCCAUAGAAAAGGCAGCUCCGUGUUCCUUAGGUGGUCAUGUUCCUGAGACACCCUCUACAUCAACUUUGAAACAGGUGAUGAAAGUGGAUUGUCCUGUUUGCGGGGUUAAUAUUCCAGAAAAUCACAUUAAUAAGCACUUAGACAGCUGUUUAACACGUGAGGAGAAGAAGGAAAGCCUCAGAAGUUCUGUUCACAAAAGGAAGCCUCUGCCCAAAACUGUAUAUAACUUGCUCUCAGAUCGUGAUUUAAAGAAAAAACUAAAAGAGCAUGGACUAUCUGUUCAAGGAAAUAAACAACAGCUCAUUAAAAGGCACCAAGAAUUUGUACACAUGUACAAUGCCCAGUGUGAUGCUUUGGAUCCUAAAUCAGCUGCUGAAAUAGUUCAAGAAAUUGAAAAUAUGGAGAAGACUAGAAUGCGUCUUGAAGCUAGUAAACUCAAUGAAAGUAUAAUGGUUUUUACAAAGGACCAAACAGAAAAGGAAAUAGAUGAAAUUCACAGUAAAUAUCGUAAAAAACAUCAGAAUGAAUUUCGGCUUCUGGUGGAUCAGGCCAAAAAAGGAUACAAGAGAACUGUUGAAAUAUCAAAAAAAAAAGUAACAAAAGAAGAAGAUGGAUCUACAGAAAAGCUAUUACCUAUUUGUGUGGAACAGGAAGAUAAAAAAGUUAAAUUCUCAGAUACUUCCCCCAUAACAAACCACUUCUCUCAAUCAAAGCUGGAAUCCCCAGGGAGAAUGGAGCCUGAUAGACCAGAUGAUUCUUUCAGUUGUACUGAUAUUCAAGAAGAAGCUCUUUCUUCAUCAGAAUCAGACUCAUUCAAUAGUUCCAGUUCGGAUAUCAUAAGAGAUCUUCUAGAAGAAGAGGAAGCCUGGGAAGCAUCACAUAGAAGUGAUCUUCAAGACACAGAAAUGAGUCCAAGACAGAAUCGUCGUACCAGAUCAGCAGAGGGUGCUGAGACUGAGCCGAGAAAUAAGCGGAAUAGGAAUUAGUGAGGGCUUUGCUGACCUUUCCAGUGUGGUGAUUGGAGUGUGGCACUUUGGGUUGCCGCAUAGACUUCAUAUUCAUAAAUGCCCAAGUGUCGACUUCUCAAUAUGAUAGUUAGCUGAUUUUCAUACGUUUUGCCUUUCCUGGGAAAAAUAAGUUCUAAAACACCCUCACUUGGUCAAUUACUCACUGUCUCUAAAGCACCUCUGUCUAAAAAUAUUGACAUCUGCAUGUCUGCCUACGUUGCAGAGUACACAGAGAUCUUGACAAAGAGUUUUGUGUGGUUUUGUUUCUGAAUUUCAGGAUAUCCUUAAAGCAUUCUCCUCUUCCAUGUAGAAAUUAACUUGAGAAAAGGGUUCUUUUCAACCUCUCUCACAAGGAACAGCUGAGGAGUUAAGAGCCUUUGUAUUUCUGGAAAGGCAGCACCACUUUGGUGCUUAUCAGCCCCUGAUGCCCAGAUGCCAGCAUGCCUGUCACAGCAGUUAUGUGAUGGUCAUUGCCCGAGUUUUUAAUGUAGUCAUUUGUCACUUGGAGUAGGAUGUUGGUAUUGAAACUAAAAGUCACAAACACUAACUUUGAAACAUUGGGCAUAUUCUUUGGAAAUGGCACUUCAAAAUGAUAUUAGUCUUUUUUUUCCUUUUUCACUUGGGUAAAUCAGAUAUUUACUACUCUGACUCCAAGCUGUUAAACAAAAAGAAUGCAAUAAAUGAAUUUGAAAAUGAA